Messenger RNA from Xiphophorus hellerii (green swordtail), 2678 nucleotides. Its product is annotated as V-set and immunoglobulin domain-containing protein 10-like 2. The record is from RefSeq and is a predicted model, not a curated record. Gene Ontology annotation, molecular function: cell adhesion molecule binding. Gene Ontology annotation, biological process: cell-cell adhesion. The transcript has 12 exons. Lineage: Eukaryota; Metazoa; Chordata; Actinopteri; Cyprinodontiformes; Poeciliidae. Gene Ontology annotation, cellular component: cell-cell junction; plasma membrane. The coding region runs from base 240 to 2678 and encodes 812 amino acids.
CAUAAACUAUGUUAGUGAAUCUGAACAAAUGUUUAGUGCACUUCCCUCCCCAGUGACUCACUUCUUACUGUACACAUUUAAUCCCUGCAGAUCCACCUGACAGCUCCCCCGUCUGCUCCGUGCAGCCGGCUCUGAAUCACACCUCACUGAAGCUGCUCUGCGUCUGGCCCGGUGGAUUCCCCUCCCCGUCCCUUCACUGGACUGGAGACCUGAUCCCUGCAGGACAACAAAUAAAUCCAAUGGGUGCACACGUUUUGCUGCCCUCUGGAGGUUUAACUGCUAACAGUAGCUUGUUCACCUGUCAUGGCUCCCAUCCUGCUCUAAAGCAGCAGAUGAAUUGCAGCACAGUCACAUAUGCCCCCUUUGCAGAGCCUGUGUGUUUCGCCAAUGUGACGGAUGACAAACAGUUUCUGGUGCUGUCCUGCUCCUGGGGUGGAGGGUUCCCGACAGCGUUGCUGUGGUGGAAAGGUCCAGGUGGUCAGGGCAAAGACGGAGAAGAGAGCUCCAGCGUUCUGAUUGUUCGUUACAGCGCCUUUCAGUUUGGGAAGGCCUACGUAUGCGCUGCUAAACACCCGCUUGUGACUCAAACAAAAACCUGUGGACUUACACUGGUCCCUGUUAGUAAACCAUCUGUCCUGGUAAGAGACACACUCCCAGUGGAAGGAGCGACGGUAAAGAUGCAGUGCAACGUGGAAAAUGGGACUGAGCCCAUCCAGUAUGUGUGGCAGCGUGAAAUUGAAAGAGGCAGCAUCACAACAUUUGCUCAGGGCAGCAACAGCAGCAUUAUCACCAUGAGCAACGUCAACCGGAGCCACAGUGGCCGGUACCGCUGUGUAGGCAGCAACUUCCUCAACACUGAAAACUCUGACUGGGUGUUUUUGGACAUUAUCUUUGGCCCAGAUGUUCCUCAGAUUGACGUGACUUCAUACAGUAUAACAGAUCGAGGAUUCUCAGCUCUGGAAACUGAGCCGGUUUCUUUGUCAUGUCAAGCCCAGUCCAAUCCAGCCAGUCAGUACAUCUGGUUCUACAACAACUCCCAGGUGUUCACCGGCCCACAGUACACCAUUGCCAAGAUCCUCCGUGUGCAAACUGGUGACUACACCUGCUUGGCACAAAACUCACACCUAAACACGCGCUCCAGGAAAACCGUCAGCCUCGUUGUCUACUGUGAGUGUGACCUCUACCCUCCAGCUGGCUCCCCCUCCUGUUCUAUGGAAGCGGCUCAGAAUCAUACGUCUCUUAGUCUUCUCUGCUCAUGGUCUGGUGGACUCCCUUCCCCAUCCCUUCGCUGGACUGGUGAUGUAAUAAAAGCGGAACAGGAGGAAACAGAACUGCAAACGAAUCUGCAAAACAGUGCUGCCAUCUUGCUGCCAUCUGAAGGCAGGAUUCCUAACAACAGCUUGUUCACUUGCAUUGGUGCUCAUCCUGCCAGAAAACAGCAAGCAGAAUGCAGCAUGCAUACAUACAUUCCUCCUGCAGAACCGGUGUGUUUUGCCUACGUCACAAACACUCAGCAAUACCUGAUGCUGUCCUGCUCCUGGGAUGGAGGGGCCCCAAAGGCCCUAGUGUGGUGGGAGGGACCAGGGGGCCAAAGCAAAGGAGGACAAGAAAACUCCAACAUCCUGGUCCUGCGUUAUGGGACGGCCCGAAGUGGGAAACCGUACACCUGCUACGCUAAACACCCACUUCUGGUGGAAGCAAAGAGUUGUAGGCUCACACUGGAGGCCCCGGUGUUGUUGACGCAGCGCAGAGUCAUCUCUGUGUACGAGGGGAGUGACGUUCAGCUCACCUGCAAUCUGAGAGCCAAUUACCUUCCAGCCAAUGACAUCACCUGGUUCAACAACCAGGGCAUGGAUGUCCGAGACACUUCGAAGUACAUGCUGCUGCAAACGUCUGCCUGGGCCAACCUGACUGUGAGAGAAACCGACGAGACGCAGGACAGCGGAGAGUACAGAUGCUCCACUUCAAACGCAGUGGGAGGCGCUGAGAUCAACGUCACUCUGGUGGUCAAAAAAUACCCCAUGCCACCCAAUGCAACCCUGAUCAGAGCGACGUACAACAGCCGACAGCGUAACGAGGUGGAGCUGGAGUGGCAGGUCGACGGUACGGAGGAGACUGGAGGAUGGACUGGUUUCCACCUGGAGCACCAGUGGGUGUCUGAGCGACCAAACAAGAGACGGAGCAGCAAUAUUUCACAGCUGCAGAUGGAGGAGAGGAUUGCCUCCCAAGACUGGUACCGUACCAUCAUCCAGGAUCCAGGCAGCAGGAGUCACACAGUUCGAGGACUGACUCCGACCGUUACCUACCAGUUCCGCAUAACACCCAUCAACCACCGCACCAUCGGACACCCGUCUGUAGCCAGGACUCCAGUGGAGCUGCGUGACAACAUGUACCCUGCUGUGGUUGGAGCAGCUGUUGGUGGGAUGCUCUUUGCAGCCAUUCCUACUGUGCUGCUGCUUGUGUUCAUCAUACGUAACCGGGAUAGCAAUCCUCGACUACAUGCAAUGCUUUUUGGCUCGCAGCACAGCCAAUCCAGAGAAAAUAUUAACUUCCCAGAGGAUGAGGUGGUUGCCGACUCAGAUGGUGGGCUAGAGAACCCUACUGGAUCAGGUACAACUUCAGCAGAACCAAAGGCAUCAUCUUCUCUGGCCGCAGGCAAGCAUCUCCCACUGCAGUAA